Molecule: messenger RNA, 1283 nt
Organism: Petromyzon marinus (sea lamprey)
Lineage: Eukaryota; Metazoa; Chordata; Hyperoartia; Petromyzontiformes; Petromyzontidae
Gene: DPY30
Product: dpy-30 histone methyltransferase complex regulatory subunit
Cellular component (GO): Set1C/COMPASS complex
Source: RefSeq, a predicted model, not a curated record
CGCGCACGCACGCGCGGCGAGCGUCACGUGACACGUUUAGCGCGCGCGUAUUGGCUGCGAGCCGCGCGGCCCUGGAGACGGAGGCGGCAGCUAUGGCGGACGAACAGGCGGUGGUGUCGGCUGAGCAAGCGACCGAGUCGCAGCCCCAGGGACCUGAAAAUCCACAUGCAGAGUUCGGACUUGCAGACAGUAUCCAGAAAAUCAUGGAGAGCGAGAGGGUUGGCGGGGACCGUUCCAAGCAGAAGGUGGACCUGCAGGCGCUGCCUACGCGUGCAUAUCUUGACCAAACAGUGGUGCCUAUCCUCCUCCAGGGGCUGUCUGUACUUGCCAAGGACAGACCACCAAAUCCUAUUGAGUACCUGGCAGCAUAUUUAAUGAAAAACAAGGCUCAGUAUGAAGACAAGAACUAAACCUCGGAAGAAUGUGCUUGAGAGAUAGAAAUGUGCAUUUGCAAAUGCGUGCUCUGGAUAAGGUUAUAUAAACUUGUUUGUUUUUUGGAGAACCAUGGUUUUUCUAUUUUGAUUUUUUACCAUCAGUUGUAUUGAAUUAUGACCAUUAGCUGUUAAGAUGCAGUUGACUUGAAUUUUGAAAAAGUGAAUCACAAUGAUUUGACAUUGUAUUGUUUAAGUUGUCAAUAAAAAUUAACACGCUUAUUAUUCAGAGUUACAGGCUUACAAUUUUACUGUCUCAUGAUAAUUUCUUGGCAAGUUAUGAAAAACAAAUCGAAGUGGUUUCCUACUUAGGCAUGUGUGUCCUCUCUUGCUGUCAGCCCUGACCCAGUGUUGGAAAUGUCACAUUCCUCUUAACCAGUUUGUUUCAGGAGUUAAACAGAACAUACAUUGCACGACUUGGUAUGAACAGUUAUUCACGGUAACUACCCCCAUUAUAUAUUUUUUAUUUCGCAGAGCCUUGCUCAUAGUGUUCCACUCAAUAUGUACAGGUUAAUGUUGUUUAACAUUGUAAAGUAUGAAAAUUUUAAGUGAUAAAAUAAUUCCAAGCAUCGUACUUAAUAUUAAAAUAUCUUAAAGUUUAUAUGGGUGAAGGUUGCCUGCAUACCAGGAACCGUCCAGCAUUACCAUAUCCAUAGUUUAUCCUUUUGUCCAAGGUUUUACUACUAUAGACCUAGACCAUAUGCAAUGUUGCAGUUCUAUAGGCCAAUUGGAAUGCUCAUUUAAACAUGGAGGAGAGUAAAUAAUGCAUUCACAAAUGUGUUUUGGGUUAAAUUUCACACUGGAAUAUGGUAAAAACGAAUAAAGCUACACGCCUGAAAUGUUUUGCAGUUA